AAAUAAAAAUCUCCACACCGGGUAGAAGAGUAGCUGUGCGUUUUAACACAUAUAUAACAGCGUGAUUCGAUAGAAGAAGAACUACAGAUAAGCAUACGGUGUGCUUUUAUCAGCUAGUUGAAUCGAGCGAACGAAAAGUCGUACCGCAGCACUCUUGUUUUGAAAGGUUCCUGGUUAUAUGGUAGCGACUCGCUGCUCACAGAAACAUCAUCAUGGCAGCGGAGUCAGAUGUGCUGUCUGAAAUCGAGGUGCUUCAGUCCAUCUACCUGGAUGAGCUGGUGGUCGACAGGAGAGAGGACGGGAGCUGGGAGGUGAGCCUCGUCCUGUACCCCUCCACAGCUCAAGACUCUGUCUCCCAGUUUGUCCGCCUCACUCUGACUUUGACCCUCGAUCAGCAGUAUCCCUCCUCCUCUCCAGACAUCUCCAUUCAUAACCCCCGCGGGCUCUCUGAUGACAAACUCAGCAGUGUCCAGAAGUGUCUUCAGCUGGAGGCUCAGUCCUGUCUGGGUUCUCCAGUGUUGUAUCAGCUCAUUGAGAAAGCAAAAGAAAUCCUGACUGAGAGCAAUAUUCCUUAUGGGAACUGUGUCAUCUGUCUUUAUGACUUUAAGGAGGGAGAAACCUUCACUAAGACGAGCUGCUACCACUACUUCCACUGCCACUGCCUCGGCCGCUACGUCCGCCACUCGGAGAGCGAGCUCCAGCAGAGGGAGAAGGAGCUGGAGGAGGACAAGACCAGAGACAGAUCAGACUGUCAGGAGCUGACCGUGGUGUGUCCCGUGUGCAGAGAGCCUCUGUCGUACGAUGUGGAUCAGCUUCUGGCCUCUCCUGCACCUCAGCUGCCAGAGCUGGACGGAGCAACGAUUGGUUCAAGUUUUCAACAGAAGUGGUGUGAGCUCCAGAAGAUUCUGGAAAGGCAGAGAUCUAAGGGAGGGAUCAUCGACCCUGAGGUGGAGUCCAAUCGUUUCCUCAUCCACAUCAACGAGGCUCCAUCUGCUGCUGAAAAUGGAAACCUGGAUGAAGACGGUUCUCCCGGCGCCCCUUUGCCCUCUGCUUCUAAUGUUCCCUUGAAUGAAUCUGGUGCCAGAGCGGACAGGUUUGCUCCCGGACUGUCGCGCGGCAGAUGGGGGCAAGGCCAGAGGCGUCCGAACCACCUGAGGGGGCAGAGGAGGGGAGGCCGGUCCAGAGGACAACACGGGCGAGCUGCCCCUGUCACAGAACACCUGGACAAACUCUCUCUCUCCUCAGACGGCACUGAAGGACCAAACAAAGCCAGACCUCAGGGAAAUAAUGGCCAGCAGAUGAAAGAGUUCUGUCAGUCUGAGACUGGCAGGGAGGUCUACGAGCCAAAAGAGACCCUUGUGUCUCCAGGUGAUCAGCCAGCCUUGGAAACUGAAUGCCUAAAAGAUGCGGCAGACUCGGGAGGUAGUCAUGGUCAUCCUGGAAGAAGAAGGGGUCCUUACCGACCUGCUCCACACACCGGAGCCCCGGGGGCUUCACACUACCACUGGGAAGGAAGAUCUUCAAGAAGCAGGGGAGGAGCCAAUAAUCAGUACAGAGGAGGUGGAGGGGGGCCCCGUCGGGGUUAUGGCAGGGGCCUCCAUCACAAGGUGGUAGAAAGAGAAAGAGACAGAGGCAGAGAAGAGGUGCUAUGACAAAGGGCAACAGGAGGGCCAAAGAACAAGUGUAUGCGUGCCUCCAUCAUCAGUUUGCAUAGAUUAAAGCCCUGCAGCAGAAAUGACGAGCAGUGUAGUGUCCUCACCUCCUGUGCAUCAUUGUUAUCUUGGUCUCUGCUAUGCAUUCUCAUGCACACACAUUUCAAAUACAGAUGGAUGUUGCUUAUAGUUGUGGGGAAAUAUGACUUGAAAGAACUGCAAAUUAAAUCUUACCUGGUUGUAA
Messenger RNA from Labrus mixtus (cuckoo wrasse), 1896 nucleotides. RefSeq names its product ring finger protein 25 (gene rnf25). Gene Ontology annotation, biological process: protein ubiquitination. The record is from RefSeq and is a predicted model, not a curated record. Gene Ontology annotation, cellular component: nucleus. Bases 213 to 1652 code for a protein of 479 amino acids. The transcript has 10 exons. NCBI's taxonomy places the organism in Eukaryota, Metazoa, Chordata, Actinopteri, Labriformes, Labridae. Gene Ontology annotation, molecular function: protein binding; ubiquitin protein ligase activity.